Trichobilharzia regenti is the source of this 2006-nucleotide messenger RNA. NCBI's taxonomy places the organism in Eukaryota, Metazoa, Platyhelminthes, Trematoda, Strigeidida, Schistosomatidae. The record is from the annotation of a GenBank genome assembly.
GUCGGGUGCAGUCAAUUCCAGCGGCUGAAUCGCAAUUUUAUCUGCGUGAUCAAAAAUGUCCUUAAAUGAAUUCUUCGCUAAACAAAAUAAGAAGAAAACCAAAAAAAAGCAAAACCCUGCGGAAUUAAUGAACAUGCUUACAAAGGAAAGGGAGAAUAUAAAAAGUCCCCCAGAAGCUAGUGUUCCACAAGAUAGUAAACCUGCUAUAUCUGAGAAAGAGGAUGAAUGGGAAAUUAUAGAUGAUGAAAAAGAAAUAGACUUGCAAAACAUCAGAAUUAGCAAGCUAACAUCCACCACCACAGAAGAUUCUAACAAACAAUCAACCAAAAAUAAAGAAUCUCGUGAAGGUGAUGGUGAUGCAGUUGUCGAGAAAAAAGUUUGGGCUGCAAAAGUCGCUGAAGCGCCUGAAGAACCUGCGGAACCAGUUGUGCAACCAUCACCACCACCACCACCGAAGCCUAGUGUCUAUAUUCCUGCUCCUUUGAGACAAGGCGGCAGUGCUUUUGGUGUUACUGCAGCCAAACCGAAUGUUGCCAGUACUAUGGACUUUCCUUCUUUAGAUGCAGUUGUAAGCGAGCCUCAGAAAAAAGAGACCACCCAGCCAGAAACUAAUAAAGAUGACGAUGGUGAUUCGUGGCAACAGGCAGGUGUGCGUCGUCCUAAUCCGGUGGCAAGUGUUCCGCCUAUAGCCAUUAACACAACACCAUCCGCUUAUGUGCCUCCAUGUUUGAGGCAAUCAGCAAAUCAAGGAGUUGUAAAUAUUGGUUCAGCUCACUCGCAAAUUACAUCUGCCCCUCGCAAUGACCCACCCUCUCGUUUCGAUGGUGACAGUGGAUUUAAACGCAGUGUCCCAGAAGCCUCAGGAUUUCGUGAAGUAUUUUCUUCUGGUGGAGGUUGGGCUAGAGGGGAAGUUAUUAGUGGGGGUUCUGGUAAUAGUCCCACAGUGAAACAGACAUCAAAUCCCCCCAACGUGAAUUCUCAAACAUCUUCAGAAAACACAAAUGGAUGGUCACGAAAUGUCAAUGUGAAAACUUAUAAGGAUACUGCACGAGAGAAACCUGGACUUGAAAUCGAUUUAAGGAAUAGGUUUACAGCAUUCAGUGAAACAUGAAUGAAUUCACUCAUCCAUCGGUUAUUUGCAAUCUCUGAUUUUUUUCUCUCGUUUGGAAAUAGUAUAUUAUUCAGGAUCUAUGGCCUUGACACUGACUGUUGUGUGAAGUACAGUGAUUUAAAUGUGAACCAUUCUCUCUCUACAAGCUUGUGAUAGGGCUACAAGUUAUAUAAAAGUACUCUACAAGUACAAGUACAACAAUUUUCUGUUUUUACACUAGGAAGUCAGAACUUGUGUUUUUUCUUACAAAUAGCAGAGAUAGUUUUUAUUGCCGAAUACUACUUAUUCUGUAAUCUUUUGAUGAUGGGUUUGGUUGUGGUAUGUAUGUAUUAUUAACUUCUCAAAAAAAUUUUUUUAAUCCCUCAAACGUGUUCCACACGUUCAACAGAAAAGUGUUUUGGUUACAGGUUAUUGCCAAUGCUUUUCAAAAAAAUCAACAUUCUAUUUUAUCCUUAUUCAUAAUCAAUAUGGCAUUCUAAGAUUAUCGAGUUACAUUUUUUGUUUUUGGUUGAUGAGAUGGUUAAUAAUACCGUUGUUGAAUAGUGUAUGAACUUUUCUCUGCAUAAAUCUUCCGAAUUAGUGUAUUGUAUAUGAAGUGAAUGGUAGUUAUUUAUUAUUAUUAUUCACUUUUAUUUCAUUUCCUGGAAUUUUUGUAAAAGAUUAUUUCAAAAUUAUCAGUUAAUUGAGCUAAGAUAAGAGAGUUAGUUUGUGUAGUUUGGUUUGGUUCGGUUUUGCCUGGUUUUCGUGUAAACUUAUGCAAACAAACGUUUUUGGAUUUUUGUUUUAUAUUUUGUAUUUAACUUAUCGAACAAAAUGAUCUACAUCUUUAAUAGUUUUUAACUUGACUGUCUUGGCUUUUAUUUCUUACAAUAUGGAAUUAAACAAUCAUACAACC